GGGCCGCGGCGCGGGCGGACCGCGGCGAUCGAGCCCCGGGACCCGCCGCCUUCGGCCUUGGCGGAGGGAGUGGGGUAGUUUCCCAAGGGGGCGGGAGCUCCGCGUUCCUACCGAAAAAGCGCCUCUCCGACUCCUCAGCCUUUCUCCCGGGACCUGCCCCACGCCCGUGGACCCCCUGCCCAGGCUCCGGGAAGCCAGAAAGCAGAGACAAAAGGAGCAAAGCCUUGGGCCGCCUGGAUGCGGAGGGCGCGUGGGGGAGGGGCGCAGGGCGGACCGGACAAAGGGGCUUUUUAGGGAAAGCCUGGAGGUCUGAUUUCAGGGCGCAUUCCAGCUGGCGUGGGGUUCCCCCGUCCCAGCGCACCCCACCGUCGCUGCUGGAGGCGAGCGCCUUCGCCAGUGGGAAGCGGGGAGAGGGGAGAAAGAACUGGGCCCCAUCUCCCGCCCUCGGUGGCCGGGAGGGUCCCGGGCUAUGUCCCUUCUUUUUCCGCGUCUGGCUCCGGCGGCGAACCACUGAUGCGUUCAUUCAUUUGGCGGAAGUUGAGGAAGGCUUCUGUCCUCUGCGGGGCGCUGGUGGGGACGUGGGGAUGGGAGGGGAGGCCCUUGCUUUAAAGAACUUCCAGUCCCCAGGAGAAAUUUAGGGAACUUUAAAAAAUACAGGAGAGUGGAUGGCUGCAGGGCAUGGAAGACUUUUCUGAUUCAGACCUUUUCCUUAGGAAGUGAAAAGCCCAAAGAGAUGCAGUUUUUCUCUUUCAAAGAUGGAAUUCCAAGUACUCCACUAAUAUGCAUGGAAACCUCUUCCGCCCCAGCUGGUGGCCUUGGUGGUGAUGCUCUGGGGUUUGGGGCUGGGGCAUCCGUCAGUUCCCCCACCUAGACUGGCUGGGAGCGGGGUGCGGAGCCCCAGGUUCCCUUGGCAGGCUGCGUGGAAUAACUGGGCAGACAGUGCUAUCGAUGGGUCUGGGGGCGUCUUUGGAGAAUUGGUUGGCCAGUCCCAUUCCGAACCUCAGAUUCUGCUGGGUGGGGAGCGAUGUGCCCCUCUGGGGGAGCAAGGAGUCUCUGAGAAUUCUGGAGGAUCAGGGCGCUGAGUUCACCUCUGUACUUCUCUCCCGUGAACUCAGUGGGGGAUUACCUGAGGGGCUCUUUCACCGGGUCCCUGGGCACCAGAGCAUCUGUGGAUAGAAUUCAGAGGGACUGGACCUUAGAUGGGAAAAAACAAUCUUUGUUUUACAUCAGCCUUUAGCAGCAAUUUGGCAUUGCCUAAGGUCGGAGGCCACUGGUGGUACCUGCAACUUGGUCACUCGUGGGACCUGCGGGGAGUGUCCCGUCCCACUGCAGCUGGUGUCACUGGCUCAGAGUAUUGUCACACAUACAACCUGUGUGAGAUUACCCACUGCAAAUCCUGUUUAAUGUGGAUAAUGAAGAAGCAUAUAUAUUACUAUGUUUUCUCUUUUUAGAAUGGUAUUUCAGUGUGAUUGGCUCUUUGAGUGAUUCCCUUUAUUUUAUGCAUUAAGAAAUAUGCUAUGAGCUGAUUCUAGAAACUUCCAUCACUCCCACCAGGUGCUGGGGGAUGGGCAAGGUGGAGGAAGGGUGCCAGUUACGCAGUCCUGUUUGUCCCCGGAAGAAUGGGGCAAACGCAUGGGGGUUGGGGAGAGAAGAGCUGCUGCUGGUUCUUAGGGAGACCCAGGGCGGGCUCCUCACCACGGAGGGGGGCUGCCCCUGUUGGGGCCCCAGCCUCAGCCUGGGGAGAGGAGGAGGUGGUCAGCCUGGAGGAGCUCUGGGGCUUGCACUGUUUGGAGAGAGGGUGUGUGCAGGAAUGUGAAGGUGAGCUGGGUGUGUGGAGGGGUGCUGGCGAAGGGGAUGGGGCACAGCUCUGCUCUGCAGAGCAUGACAGGAGCAGACCUCUGCCAUUGCCCCUGUAUGCAGAGUCAGCUGAGAGUUAGGGGGUCGUUUGGGGCAGGGGGAGGAAAGCAGAGAUAUGUUGGGGCCCAGGAGCUCAGAGAGAAUGGGUGUGGUAGGAGGAUCAGAGAGUGGGGGAACCAGAGGUGGUGGGGUAAAGCCUCAAGGGGGACAGCCCUUAAUCUGCAGCGUAUCUCUGUGUCCCCCGGUCUGGGGGGACCGGCUCUUGCUCCCUCCAGUGAAAGAGGGUGAAUUCUAGGUAGUUUUUGGUUUAUUGAAGGUCAGUGGGGUGGGAGGCCUGGAGGCUUACUUUUGUAGGGAACAAUUUCCAUUUUGGUCACUGGUCCCGUGUGUUUGGGGAGUAGGCUGAGAGCCCGAGGUCACAGGGGCCCUCCCAUGGAGUAGGGGAUGGGACUGGGGUUCAGGUCAGCACUCCACGGACCCUGUUGAGGGAUAGAUAUAAGCAAUACCCAGGCCGUGAUGAUCCCUGGGGGAAAUGACUGGGAUAAAACGAGAACAGCAUGGCGGCCUUCUUUGGGGCCCUAGGACCUCCGUAUAUGGAGUUCCAGGGUCACUGCCUUGCCUGAAGUUUUUAAAAAUCUGGUUUGGGGGAAGACUAAGCUCAGGCCUUGGUCUCCAUUUCAGAUUCUGGGACAAGCAAUGACCUAUCCUGGUUAGUUUGUAAAUUUCUUGCUGGUGAUCCCCAAGGACAGUGGACCUUCACCCUGCUUCCAGGGGACGUGCAUGCCUCAAGUUCUGGGAAGGGACGCCCAGGGGUGGGAAGGCGCUCAUGCAGCUUACAGCUCAGCACGUUACCGAGGGGCCCUUGAAGCCAUGACCCCUGUGGCCCUGGGGGUCUUCCGUGGGGAGCCCCCUUUUCUCCCUGCUCCCUCUCUCUGCUCCCGGAAGUGUGGAGGCCCAGGGCAGGAGCUGCCUCCCUGCGCCCGCAGGAUUACUUCAGGGAAGGACUUGCUCACCUGCUCCUCCCCUCUGACUCAAGUCACAACAAGUAACCUGCUCUGGGCCGGCAGGCAGCCUGGGAGGGGCAGCGGGCGGCAGGCGGGGCCAGAGGCAGGGGCGGCCAUCAGAGUGUGGCUGGGGAGCCAGGUCAGAGCGAGCACUGGAGGCCGGGGACCCCGGGAGACAGCACGUGGUGCCCCUCAGCCCCCUGACCUGGGAAAGGGGCUGUUUCCCGGACUCCUGGACUAACACCUAGAAGCAGCUGGGGAAACUCCAGGCCACCUACGCAGUCUGGCCCAGGGUGGGAACGGGGCCACCCCAUCCUGCUCUGUGCCCCCUCCUCCCGGGAGUCCACCAUGGAGAGUAAGGAUGAGGCCAGCGACACUGACAGCGGCAUCAUCCUGCAGUCUGGCCCCGACAGCCCGGUGUCCCCGGUGAAGGAGCUGACGCAUGCUGUGCGCAAGCAGCAGAGGGCCCUGGAAGAGCGGCUGGAGGCCUGCCUGGAGGAGCUGCGGAGACUCUGCCUGAGGGAGGCGGAGCUGACGGGUGCCUUGCCGGAGGAGUACCCCCUCAGGCCAGGGGAGAAGGCCCCCAAGGUCCGCCGCAGGGUCGGCGCCGCCUACAGACUGGACGAGCGGGCCUUGCACCCGGAGGACCCCCUGGGCGGCCUGGAGCGCGAGCUGGCCCUGCAGCUGCAGAUCGCAGAGGCGGCCCGGAGGCUGUGCCGCGAGGAGAACAUCGGCCGGCAGGCCCGGCGCCAGCGGAAGCGAGCGGUGCUGCAGGAGGAGCAGCGGCUGCGGGAGCUGCAGCGCUGCCUGGGUGAGCGGCGGCGCAGCAGCGGGCCCCCUCCCGCCGCCCUGCCCCUGGGCCGAGAGCUCAGUGCCUCGGAUGACAGCUCCCUGUCGGAUGGCCUGCUCCUGGAGGAAGAGGAGUCCCAGGUAGCAAAGCCUCCCCCAGAGGGUCCAGCUCCGCCUCCCCGGCCUCUCCCGCCCCAGAGCCUUGAGGGGCUGCAGCCAGCAGGACCUGAGGUGGGGGGCCUGGAGCGGGCCCCCAUCCAGAACAGCCCCUGGAAGGAGACCAGCCUGGACCAGCCCUACGAGAAGCCCAGGAGGUCUUCUGAACCCAAUAGCGAGUCCAGCAGCCCGGCCACCACACCACAGGAGGGGCCCAGUGCCUCCAGCCUGUGGCUGCUGGAGCCUGCCUCCUACCACGUGGUUCCCAUCCGCGGUGUUCCUGGCCAGUGGCAGGGCCGCACCAGUGCCCCAGCCACCCCUGAGAUGCAGGGGAGGAGGGGGCAGUCGCAGUCUCUGAGGGUGGACCCCUCGCGCCUGGGUCCCGAGGGCCGAGGUCGCAGCGCCUUCCCCCGCCGCCGCCCCACCCACUACACGGUGACCGUGCCCGACUCCUGUUUCCCGGCUGCGCGGCCGCCGCUGCCGCGGCCCGCCUACCACUCCUGCUCGGAAGACAGCGGCUCGGACGUGUCCAGCGUGUCCCACGCCCCCUCGCCGGGCCGCAGCAGCCCCGACGUCUCCUUCCUGCGGCCGUUGCGCCCGCCCGAGCCGCCCGCGCCCCGCGGCGCCUGCAGGGAGGCGGCGGCGCGGGGCCCCCGGCUGCUGCUGCGCGCCGGCUUCGCGGCGCCCGAGUGGGGGCUGAGCCCCGCGGUGCUGGGCGCCGCCCUGGAGGCCGAGGGCGCGGCGCUGCUGCUGCCCCGGCGGGCGCCCCCCGCCGGCCGCCUGGCGCGGACGCCCUCCCUGAAGGACGGCCCGGGCGGCCGCGCGCUCAGCAGGGCCGCCGUCUCCGAGGAGCUCAAGUCCUGGCACGAGCGCGCCCGCCUCCGCAGCGCCCGCCCGCACUCGCUGGACCGCCACGGCGCCUUCCGCGUGCGGAGCCUGCCGCCCGGGAGGGAGGGCUGCGGCCGCGCCCUGGCGCCCCGCGCGCAGGUGCCCACCGUGUGUGUGCUCCGGAGGUCGCCUGAGGGGGUCCCUGUGCAAGUCUUUGUACCUGAGAACGGAGAGAUCAUCAGCCAGGUGUAACCAAGGCCCGGGGUCAUAACCCCAUGCCCCAAAGGCCUCUGCCCAGCUCUUGGGAAAGACUGUUCCACGGCGGGGCUGGGCGAGAACUCCCAGCCUGGCUGCCCUCAGCUGCCUCAUCCCCAUCGCAGGUCGAUGAUCCGGAGCUGAGACUUUUGUUUUUUUACCAGUUUGUAUUCAGAAGCCCUUGGCCUGAGGAUUUCUAUUUGUGGUUGGUCCUUAAGAUCCCUGUAAUAUGAUAAUACUUCAUCCCUCGGAGACCAGUCUACUGGCCCUGAGGCCUGGCCUGUCGGACUUACAGCAUCUGUCUCCUUAUGCCAGACAAGCAGCAGGUGAUGGACGAAGCAGGGCCACGUGGGGCUUCCUCACACACCCCCUGCCCUGGUCUGAGGACUCCCCUGGAGAACGGCUCCUGGCCCUCCCGUCUCUGCAGCUGGAGGCUGGCCAUGGAACACUCAUGCCCGCUGCUCUGCAUUUCCUGGCUCUCGGGGUCCGUAGUGGUGCCUGGACAGGGGAAGAAUCCCCUUCCCCCUUUAUAACGUGCUCUGUGAUGCACACACCGGGUGGUAGGCUAAGGUCAGUAUAUCCUGAUGGAGUCUCAUCUUCCUGGACCAGCUAUCUUGCUGACCCCAUCAGCCCCCAGUAGGGCCCCCAGGCCCCGCAUGCUUUCCAUGUUCUGUGCCCUGGGCACUCCAGCAUCUGCCCAGACCUCUAGGCCUUGAGUGUGAGGCCUCACCAGAUCGGGACAUCAGGAGGGCUGACCUGUGGUGCUGGUUGGGGGAGACCGGCUGCCUCUUACCACCUUCUCUGGGCAUCGAGAGGGCUUGCCAUCCUACUGCUCUGUGAAGUCUUCUCAUCAUAGUCCUCAAAACCACUGUCUUACAAAUAUUUUGGGGAAGGCACCACUUGUAGGAGGGAUGGGCAGGUCCUGGCUCCUCUAUCCCCCCCCCCCCAGCUGUGCUUCUGCUCUGAGCCUGGAUUUCCUUGAAAGAGGGCAAGUCCCUAUCUUGACAAACAUGGGACUACUCGUAAGGGUGUUAACUGACUGUCCCCGCUGCUGAGACCUGAGCUGCCUGGAAGCCAUCCAUGCUGCGACCGUCUGAGAGACCCCAGGUUCCUGGCCUGGGGCCUCCCCUGCUGCCAGGUCAGGCACCCAGUUAGGGGCCCUGCUUCAACAAGAGGGCAGCUGACUUGAGGCUGGGAAGGGUCAGGGAGAGCUGAGUCCUGGUCUGUCCAUGCAGAGCCCUUUCCUGUCCGAGUGCCCUGCACUUGGAUGGAGACUACGAAUACAGCUUAGGAUUCCAAGAACCCUGACACCUGACCCAGAAGAGGCCCAGCUCUCCCCACCGGCUAGACAGCACAGGGGUGCUGCGGGAAGGGCAGCCAGAGCCUCCCCCCACUGACGGGGUCAGUGCUCCCCCUUUUAUGUCCGAAUGCCCUACUUUGGAUGCUGUUGUCUUCCAGUUUGUCCCAAGCCCUUUUCCCCAGGGUGUACCACCUGUCUCCCCUCCCAGGGUCCUCCCGGGAGCCCAGAGCUGCUCAGCCUGCUCCGCCCACACACCCGAGUGUCCCGUAUGCUAACUUAUUGGUCCUCUGUGAUGCCCGGUGCAGUUGCGAAGUGGCUUGUGCUCAGCUCCGGGGCUGGAACUGUGGGUUUUAGAGCCAAAUACUUCAAUAAAGUCUGUUCUUUGUGGUUGGCCAA
Messenger RNA from Manis pentadactyla (Chinese pangolin), 6585 nucleotides. RefSeq names its product innate immunity activator (gene INAVA). Bases 3210 to 4886 code for a protein of 558 amino acids. The record is from RefSeq and is a predicted model, not a curated record. Gene Ontology annotation, biological process: positive regulation of protein ubiquitination; adherens junction maintenance. The transcript has 10 exons. Lineage: Eukaryota; Metazoa; Chordata; Mammalia; Pholidota; Manidae.